UGUUUGACUGACAAAAGGUGACUGCUACCACCACAUACGCUGAAUUCAAACAAGUUGGCCCGUUCCGCAUUACAACAUAUUAACCGGCCGUUGUGAAAAAACACAAAUAAAGAACAUACAUAUUUUGUACUAAGUAUGUUGCGAUUGCCCACACAAAUGUUUAAGCAUGCCUUGAUCUUGCAAAGGCUACCACCGCCAUGCAAUGGAAACACCACAGUUAAACUGGUCCUGCGUAAAAUGAAUUCACAGCGACCGGCUGAUUGGCCAAUAGGAGUAGCCACAAAUGCGAAGGAUAAGGAGAAAAUAACCGCACUAGGUUGGUUCCUGCUGCUUAUACCCGCGACCACGUUUGGUCUAGGCUGCUGGCAAGUGAAACGCAAGAUCUGGAAAGAGCAACUCAUAAAGGACCUGAACGAGCAGUUACGCAUGCCGCCCGUUGAGCUUCCCGAUAAUCUGCGAGAUCUGGACAAGAUGGAAUACCGUCUGGUGAAAGUACGCGGCCAUUUCCUACACGACAAGGAAAUGCGUAUAGGCCCACGAUCGCUGAUAAGACCCGAUGGCGUUGAAACACAAGGGGGCUUAUUUUCACAACGUGACUCGGGGAAUGGGUAUCUAAUUAUCACACCUUUUCAACUGGCUAACAGAGACGAUAUUAUACUCAUAAAUCGUGGUUGGGUCUCCCGCAAGCAUGUGAACCCUGAAACACGUGCCCUGGGUCAGAAUCAAACUGAAGUGGAAGUCACAGCUGUGGUCCGUAAGGGCGAGAGUCGUCCACAGUUCACGCCUGAUCACAAAGGAGGCGACAACUAUUUAUAUCGCGACCUGCCCCGCAUGUGUUCGUCUACAGGAGCUGCGCCAGUCUUCCUGGAUGCCGUCUACAAUGAACAAGUUGCUCCUCACAGCCCUGUGGGCGGCCAAACACGAGUUACCCUGAGAAACGAUCAUCUCUCGUAUUUAAUAACGUGGUUUAGUCUAUCGGCGGCAACUUCAUACCUCUGGUAUCGGCAAAUUGUCAAAAGAAUACCAUUUUAGGAGUGGAUCAGAUUUAAAUAUUUGUUGUUACAUUUAUUGUAUAAAAUGUUCAUGCAAAAAUACACUCAUUAGUCCUUGAAA
This is a messenger RNA of Scaptodrosophila lebanonensis, 1113 nucleotides long. RefSeq names its product SURF1-like protein (gene Surf1). The record is from RefSeq and is a predicted model, not a curated record. Gene Ontology annotation, cellular component: mitochondrion; membrane. The transcript has 4 exons. Lineage: Eukaryota; Metazoa; Arthropoda; Insecta; Diptera; Drosophilidae. Gene Ontology annotation, biological process: mitochondrial respiratory chain complex IV assembly. The coding region runs from base 136 to 1032 and encodes 298 amino acids.